Molecule: messenger RNA, 811 nt
Organism: Gigantopelta aegis
Lineage: Eukaryota; Metazoa; Mollusca; Gastropoda; Neomphalida; Peltospiridae
Product: nocturnin-like
Molecular function (GO): 3'-5'-RNA exonuclease activity
Source: RefSeq, a predicted model, not a curated record
GGGCAACACUUUUAUUAAAGUACCACUGGACUAUCUGUCAUGGAGUUAUCGUAAAAUCUUAAUAUUGGAGCAAUUACAAAGAAUAGAUGCUGAUCUCAUAUGCUUACAAGGUGUUGAUCACUAUCAUGACUUCUUACAGCCUUCUUUUCAAAGAGAUGGAUAUCAUAGUAUUUUUGUUGUAAGGCCACACUCAAAAUGUCUUAAAUCUGUAUCUAACAAUGGUUCAGAUGGUAUUGCAUUACUUUAUAACACUAAAUGCUUGGAAUUAGUCAAGAAGAAAGAAAUUAUCUUACCUACAAAUGAUCCUGCUCUAUCUAAUUCUAACCAGGUUACUAUUUUAGCCAGCUUCCAAACUUCCAGUAAUAAUAAGAUAUGUGUAGUAGCAACUGGAUUUAAAGAAGGAUACUUUUUAGUUCAGACAAGAUUACUUCAAGGUGACUAUAUCUUUGAUCAAAUACGAGAGUUUGCAGGAGACUUACCUUUAAUAUGUUGUGGUAACUUCAAUGCUGGUCCCAAAGAACUAGUCUAUGGUCACUUCUCAUCAUCAAAACCUCCCGUCUCUAGUAGUGCAUACAAAAGAGAGGGUUCUGAGCCAAAUUUUACUGUAUGGAAAUGCAGUGCAUCUGGCAAUGUUAAAUUGCCAGCAGAUUAUAUAUGGUAUUCAUCACAGAGCCUGAAGUUAGUGAGUAUAUUAGAUAUACCACCAGAGGAUGUCAUUGGUUGUAGCGGGUUACCAUGUCAACACUAUCCUUCACAUCACAUAGCAUUGGAUACUCCGAAGAGUAUGCUGGUGACCAUCUCAGAGGUCUGA